AUGAUUGAAAAGAAAAUAACAGUAGCAUUCAAUAAUGAGAUACAGAUGAAAACGACAACCACAGUUGGUGAUGAUGACAACGAUGUCGAUUCUGUCUUAAAUGUUGCUGAACGUAUCGACGAUAUACGACGACUGAGUGCGUCAAGGCGUGAUGCACUACAGAAGAUGGCUUCUAAGGAGUCACGGAAGCCGCCAGUUCAAGUAGUUAGUCCAGAAAAAUUGCAACGUAACGUUUCGACAAUAUCCGUCACUUCGGUAGCCAAACUGUCGCCAACAAAGAUAUUUAGCAUGAUAAAUGCUUAA
Molecule: messenger RNA, 303 nt
Organism: Enterobius vermicularis (human pinworm)
Lineage: Eukaryota; Metazoa; Nematoda; Chromadorea; Rhabditida; Oxyuridae
Source: the annotation of a GenBank genome assembly